UAAACCUUCCCCUUUAAAUUCUCCUCUGCCUUUCAUUUCCUUGGGCUCUUCUACACCUCUCCUUUAGCUUUUACCCGCAGAAUAGCCAGAAGCUCUCUCUCUCUCUCACACGCAUACAAAAAUAGAUACACUUAAACAUAUCCUCAAGAUGGGGUCACCAGCUUGUGGCUUUCUCAAACAAAGCAACGUCAUAUUCCUUCCGUUUUUCAUGAUUCUGGUUUUGAGCUGUAUCCCUGGUAGAACCAACCUUUGUUCUAACCACUCUCUGGACACCCCAACCAUUCCACCCCAUUCAGGUUCCUCCAGUAUUCCUUUGUCUUUGAAAUCACUUGCUCUAGAUGGCUACUUCAGAUUUGAAAACAUUGAUCAUGCAGCAAAAGACUUCGGUAACAUAUACCACUACCUCCCGAUAGCAGUUCUACAUCCAAAAUCCGUUUCUGAUAUUUCUUCCACAAUAAAGCACAUCUUCCAUAUGGCUUCUGUGACGAAGUUGGCAGUUGCGGCUAAAGGGCGUGGUCACUCCCUCCAAGGUCAGGCUCAAGCCUAUCAAGGUGUGGUUAUCAACAUGGAAUCACUUGAACGACCAAGCAUGCAUGUUCAAACUGGUGAGGUGCCUUAUGUGGAUGUUUCAGGUGGUGAGUUGUGGAUUAACAUCCUACAAGAGACUCUUAAAUAUGGACUUUCGCCAAAGUCUUGGACAGACUACCUUCACCUAACUGUCGGAGGUACUUUAUCAAAUGCCGGAAUUAGUGGUCAGGCAUUUCGGCACGGACCCCAGAUAAAUAACGUUUACCAACUAGAGGUCGUAACGGGGAAGGGAGAAGUGCUCACCUGUUCAGACAAGCAGAAUGCUGACCUCUUUUAUGGUGUUCUUGGGGGACUAGGGCAAUUUGGCAUCAUCACCCGGGCUAGAAUAUCUCUUGCACCAGCACGAACGAUGGUGAAAUGGAUCAGGGUGCUUUACUCUGAAUUCUCUGCAUUUUCCAAUGACCAGGAGCAUUUAAUAUCAUCCGAGAAUACAUUUGACUACGUCGAAGGGUUUGUGAUAAUCAACAGAACUGGUCUCCUCCACAACUGGAGAUCUUCCUUCAAUCCCAAAAACCCAAUUCAAGCAAGCCAAUUCAGGUCCGAUGGAAAAAUACUUUACUGUCUAGAAAUGGUUAAAUACUUCAACCCUGAGGAGACAGAUAUUUUGAAGAGUAUUGAGAACUUAUUGUCAGAGUUAAACUAUAUACCAUCCACUCUCUUUCUAUCCGAAGUUUCUUAUGUCGAAUUCCUCGAUAGAGUGCACUUGUCUGAGAUAAAACUCAGAUCAAAAGGAUUAUGGGAAGUUCCUCAUCCAUGGUUGAAUCUUCUUAUACCCAAAAGCAGAAUUUUCGACUUUACUCAAGAGGUCUUUGGGAAUAUUGUUAAAGACAACAGUAACGGUCCUAUCCUCAUUUACCCAGUCAACAAGGCGAAGUGGAACAAUAGAACAUCUAUGGUUACCCCAGAGGAAGAUAUAAUCUACCUGGUGGCAUUCCUAUCAUCUGCACUCCCAUCAUCAACAGGAACUGAUGGCUUAGAACACAUUAUGACCCAAAACCAACGUAUCCUUGAUUUCUGUGCCGAGGCACAGCUUGGGGCAAAGCAAUAUUUGCCCCAUUACAGCACCCAAGAUGAGUGGCAAGCUCAUUUCGGUCCUCAGUGGGAAACGUUUGUGCAGAGAAAAUCUGCCUAUGACCCUCUGGCAAUCCUUGCUCCUGGACAGAAAAUCUUCCAAAAGGCAAUACCAAUCUCAUGAUACAGCCUCUCACCAAGGCCAUAUAUUAAACAGAGGGCACUAAAGUCAUACAGAAUGUUCUCGCCUAAACCUAUAAAUUACAGCCAAUUAAUAUUUCCACUUGUUAUUCAGCAUCAAUAACACUCCUAAGCAAGAUAGCCAAGCGGUUGGUUAUUAGAAAAUUUUGUUGAUAAAUGGAAAUAUUCUGCAGUCACAAAAUUGCCCUGUACAAAGAACUUAUAAUAUAGCCUGACAAAGGGCAUUUUAAGCA
Theobroma cacao (cacao) is the source of this 2033-nucleotide messenger RNA. It is a transcript of the gene CKX1, whose product is annotated as cytokinin oxidase/dehydrogenase 1. Gene Ontology annotation, biological process: cytokinin metabolic process. Gene Ontology annotation, molecular function: cytokinin dehydrogenase activity; FAD binding. The record is from RefSeq and is a predicted model, not a curated record. Lineage: Eukaryota; Viridiplantae; Streptophyta; Magnoliopsida; Malvales; Malvaceae.